AUGUCUUACCCUCUCGCUUCCUCCCUCCUUGCCGUCGCCUCCUUCCCGGGCUCCGACUUGGUCUCUCGUGGCUACGGACAGGUCGUUCCGGUGACAAGAUACGGUCGUCUAGCAACCAUAUUCUACGGUCUCUUCGGGAUUCCAAUGAUGCUUCUCUUUCUCGCUAAUUUGGGUAGUCUGAUGGCGGAUAUCUUCCGAAUGAUCUAUAAAUCUCUGUGUUGCUGUCUUACGUCAGGUAAAAAACGCGAUUCUCCAUCUCCGAUUCCUUCUACAUCUUGCGCAACUGCAAGUGGCUCUAAUAAACCCUCUGACAAUGGCUCCACUCCACUUUUACCACUUCGAGAUAUACCUGGAAGAGCAGCAUUCAAUGAUUCGCCUAAAGUCCUUCGAGGAGGAGGAGUUAAAAAGACCUCGGCUCUGCAGGAAUUGGUGAGGAAGACAGCACCUCUUCCAGGUAUCACAAAUAGCCUUUUCAUGACUCUGGCUGGAUCCAAUUCUGUCCUUACCAAGGCCCUUCAAGCACGAAAGGAGAGUCGAAGUGUACGGGUCCCAGUGUGGAUAAUUCUUUGUCUUUUUAUUCUUUACUUGAUUUUCGGCGCCCUAGUGUUUGCAUACUGGGAGCACUGGACCUUCCUGGAUGCCAUGUACUUUGUGUUUGUCACCGUCUCCACCAUCGGAUUUGGGGAUAUGCUUCCCGGUAUGGAUGAUCCACAUCCAGUGCAUAGGAUGAAUAAAUUCAUCGCAGCCAUUAUCUACCUUCUCUUCGGGCUGGCUAUGGUAGCCAUGUGCUUCGAUCUGAUUCAACUGGAGGUGAAGCGAAGCUCCAAAAAAAUAGCUAGGCGGAUUGGACUUAUAAGUAGCAUGUGA
Messenger RNA from Echinococcus granulosus, 867 nucleotides. RefSeq names its product Potassium channel subfamily K member. The transcript has 2 exons. Gene Ontology annotation, biological process: potassium ion transmembrane transport; stabilization of membrane potential. Lineage: Eukaryota; Metazoa; Platyhelminthes; Cestoda; Cyclophyllidea; Taeniidae. Gene Ontology annotation, cellular component: membrane. Gene Ontology annotation, molecular function: potassium ion leak channel activity. The record is from RefSeq and is a predicted model, not a curated record. Bases 1 to 867 code for a protein of 288 amino acids.